UCACAUGAGACACAUUGAAGAAAAUUAACCCUUGAAUAUUUUAGUUAUUAUAUAUAGCUAAGAUUUACCAAAAAGCUUGUAAUCUCCAUAGAGCAAUCAAGAUGAUUGGGGAUAUGAGUCACUUUGGACCAAUUUUUGCUGUCUGCAUGUUCAUAUAUGCAGUGUUCCGUCAAUGGUUUCAUGAUCAGUUUCAUGGGCAUGUUGAAAUGUAUGGUCACAAACUCUUUGGAUAUGUAUACCCUUAUGUCCAGAUCACUUUUCAUGAAUACCAUGCCGAAUUCUUCGAACGAAGCAAAGCGUAUGCGGACAUUGAACGCUACCUCAGCGCCAGCUCAUCGAACCGAGCUAAACGGCUCAAGGCGAAUGUGGUCAAAGACUGUGAAUCUGUAGUCUUGAGUAUGGAUGAUUAUGAAGAAGUCACUGAUGAGUUUAAUGGUGUCAAGAUCUGGUGGAGUGCAAGCAAAACUAUUCCUGAGCAGCGGAGUCUUUUUUCGGUUCGUGAUGAUGAGGAGAGGCGGUUUUAUCGACUCACUUGCCAUCGGAGACACCGAGAUUUUGUCACCAAUGUUUACCUGAAACAUGUGCUCGAUGAAGGGAAGGCGAUUGCGGUCAAGACCCGACAACGAAAGCUUUAUACCAACAACAAGAGUGAGAAUUGGCAUGGUUACAAGAAGACGAUUUGGAGCCAUAUCGUAUUCGAGCACCCGGCUACGUUUGAUACGCUUGCGAUGGAUCCAAAGAAGAAGAAGGAUAUUUUGGACGAUCUGAUGACGUUCACCAAGUCUAAAGACUACUAUAAAAAGGUGGGCAAGUCGUGGAAACGAGGAUAUCUUCUUUACGGCCCACCAGGAACCGGGAAGUCUAGCAUGAUUGCGGCCAUGGCUAACUUUCUAGAGUACGAUAUCUAUGAUCUUGAACUAGCGUCCGUGAAUGAUAACACGGAUUUAAGGAAGCUGCUCAUCGAGACAUCAAGCAAGUCCAUAAUUGUGAUUGAGGACAUCGAUUGUUCACUUGAUCUCACCGGCCAAAGAAAGGAGAAACAAGAAGAUGAUAAAGACAAUAAGAAGGAUCCGAUUAAGGAAAUGGAGAAAAUGACGAAGAAGAAAGGAAGCGAGGUGACUUUGUCUGGGCUGCUUAACUUCAUUGAUGGGCUAUGGUCGGCUUGUGGCAGCGAGAGAUUGGUCGUGUUUACCACGAACCAUAUAGAAAAGCUUGAUCGUGCUCUCAUUAGGAGAGGGAGGAUGGAUAAACAUAUUGAGAUGUCUUACUGUUGUUUUGAAACGUUUAAGGUUCUUGCAAAGAACUAUUUGGGUGUUGAAACGCAUGAGUUGUUUGCAACGAUUGGUCAGAUGUUGGGGGAGACGGAUAUGACUCCAGCCGAUGUGGCCGAGAGUUUGAUGCCGAAGUCGGAUGAGGAGGAUGUUGAGAUUUGCUUGAAGAAGUUGAUCAAGUGUUUGGAGGAUGCAAAAGAAGUAGCAAGAGUCAAAGCUCAGGAAGAUGCAAGGGUCAAAGCUGAGGAAGGAAAUAAGGUUGGUAAAGAUGGGGAAAAGGAACAAGCUAGUGAUGCAUAAGAAAAUGGUGUCAUUUAAUAAGUGCAACUAGAAAAUAUUUGAUUUCAACUUAUGGCAGUUUGUUUUGUUAGGCAUGUAUCUUGAAAUAUUAUUAAUUAAACUGCUAUAAUAAUCUACUUCAAGACUU
This is a messenger RNA of Helianthus annuus (common sunflower), 1698 nucleotides long. Its product is annotated as AAA-ATPase ASD, mitochondrial. The coding region runs from base 102 to 1571 and encodes 489 amino acids. Gene Ontology annotation, molecular function: ATP hydrolysis activity; ATP binding. NCBI's taxonomy places the organism in Eukaryota, Viridiplantae, Streptophyta, Magnoliopsida, Asterales, Asteraceae. The transcript is spliced from 2 exons. The record is from RefSeq and is a predicted model, not a curated record.